Molecule: messenger RNA, 444 nt
Organism: Pieris macdunnoughi
Lineage: Eukaryota; Metazoa; Arthropoda; Insecta; Lepidoptera; Pieridae
Source: the annotation of a GenBank genome assembly
AUGAACCUCUCAAUAUCGGACCCCGCCGUGCAGGCGUUUAUCCUCCACUCGGCCAUAUUGGCCGUGAAGCUACUGGCUAUGAGUCCAUUGACCGCUAUAAUGCGGCUAACAUACAAAUGCUUUGCGAACCCCGAAGACGCCAAGUUCCUAGGCGGUAAAGUGAAGUUGGACCAUCCAUCCGUCGAGCGAGUACGCCGCGCCCAUUUGAAUGAUCUGGAGAACAUACCGGCUUUUUGGGUAAUUGGUGCGUGUUAUUUGACGACUGGACCAUCAGCUGCCUUUGCGAAUUUACUGUUUAGACUUUUCACGGUGUGCCGUAUUGUACAUACUUUCGUAUACGCUGUGGUGCCCUUCCCACAACCCACCAGAGCCAUCGUCUUCUUGAUCGCAAUGGGGAUCAACUUCUACAUGGGACUACAAGUUUUGUUAUUUUAUAUGAUAUAA